AUGGUUCAGAACGGCACGCCCCUUCCCGCUAAGCUCGCCGGCCCGCCCCUGAGUGAUCGCGACGCCAUCGCCGAUGCGUGCUACCGCGCUUUCCUGUCCAUCGACCAGUCCAGCGAGGAACUUCUCAAGUCGAGCGUGACACCUGAUGUCUACACCGACAUCGCCUUCAAAGUCUGCAAUGGCUAUGAAGAGCUCAGGGACAAGGUGUGGACGAAUGUCAGCGAGCGGGUUGACACGAUCCACUACCUCACCAACGUGCGCGUAAGCGUCGACACCGAAACCACCGCCCGCGUCACCUUCAACGCUCAGGCUGUGCACUGCAUCCUUGGCAAGGGCUACGAGCCGGACUCUGUGAAGUUCACUACUGGCGCGUUCUACAACUGCGACGCUGUCAAAGUGGACGACCUUUGGAAGUUGAAGACGAUGAAGUCCACCCAUAUUUGGUCCACUGGCGAUCGUUCUAUCAUGAAACCUCCCCAGUAA
This is a messenger RNA of Penicillium expansum, 483 nucleotides long. Its product is annotated as nuclear transport factor 2 family protein. Bases 1 to 483 code for a protein of 160 amino acids. The transcript has a single exon. NCBI's taxonomy places the organism in Eukaryota, Fungi, Ascomycota, Eurotiomycetes, Eurotiales, Aspergillaceae. The record is from RefSeq and is a predicted model, not a curated record.